Dromiciops gliroides (monito del monte) is the source of this 2354-nucleotide messenger RNA. RefSeq names its product Fc receptor like 3 (gene FCRL3). Gene Ontology annotation, molecular function: transmembrane signaling receptor activity. Lineage: Eukaryota; Metazoa; Chordata; Mammalia; Microbiotheria; Microbiotheriidae. The record is from RefSeq and is a predicted model, not a curated record. Gene Ontology annotation, biological process: cell surface receptor signaling pathway.
AUGUGCACAUUUCUGUUUCAAGGACCAAAGCUGGACUUGUUUGCUACUGAAAGAACAUUCCCAUCCCAAUCUCCCAUGGAAUUUUUCCUCAUACUCCUAUGGGUGUCACUGCUGGUAAUUGCUCCAGUAUGUGGACAAUCUGCUCCACUGAAACCAGUGAUUUUCCUUGAGCCUCGAUGGACCACUCACUUCAAAGGGGAAUCAGUGCGUCUAAAAUGCAAUGGAUUUCACUCCUAUGUAACAGGGAAAACACAGUGGUACUUCAACAUGGAACUACUUGAAGCAACUUUUAAUGACAUUAGGGUUGAAAAUUCUGGACAUUACGCAUGCAGGACCCAGGAUUCCCCCCUCAGCAACCCAGUAUUCUUGUCUUUUUCAAAUGAUGAGCUCAUUCUACAGACCUCAUAUCCUGUGUUUGAAGGAGACUCAUUGGUUCUAAAAUGCGUGGAAAAGAAGAAAACAAAAUUAACUCAAGUCACAUACUAUAAGAAUGGAGAAAUUCUUGCCAGUUUUAAUGAAUACUCAGAAAUGUUUCUUUCAAAAAUAAAUAAAAGUAAUAGUGGUCAGUAUCACUGCAGUGCAAAGAAGAAGUCAAUUUGGAAAUUUCUAAUAGGCCCAGAAGAAGCAAAACCAGUAACUAUCCAAGUCCAAGAGUUGUUUUCAACUCCCAUACUGAGAAGCACAACUUUAGAGCCUUCGGAGGGGACCCCUGUAACUCUGAGCUGUGAGACCCAGCUCCCUCCAGAGAAAACAGAUACCCAGUUGUAUUUCUCCUUCUUCAGAAAUAACAGAAUCAUCUCAUCAAGCCAGGAAAGAAGCCCAAAACUUCAGCUCAUCAAAGUCUGGAAGGAUGACUCUGGGUCUUAUCACUGUGAGGCAAAAACAGUGACAUCCAGAGUCCAGAAAAAGAGUCAGCCAAUUCAGAUUAAAGUGAAGAGAAUCCCUGUCUCUGGAAUCCAUUUGGAGAUCUAUCCCCCUGGGGGGCAAGUGGCAGAAGGGCAAACGUUGGUCCUGGUCUGUUCAGUAGCUGGGGGCACAGGUGACAUCACAUUCUCUUGGAGCAAGCAGGGCACUGGAGCAAUCUUGAAGAAGAAAACUCAGAGAUUACUAGUGGCAGAGUUUAAAAUAUUGGCCAUGAGAGAGAGUGAAGCUGGAGAAUAUUACUGUACGGCCAACAAUACGAACAAUCUGCUACAUAGCAAACCAGUGAGCAUCUCUGUGAAAAUUCCAGUGUCUCCUCCUCUCCUCACCUUCAGCAUCCCUGAGACACAGAUGUUUGUGGGGAAGGUUGUGGAGCUUAAAUGUAAAGUCCAGAGAGGAUCAGCCCCAAUCCUAUAUCGGUUUUAUCAUGAGGGUAAAAUAAUGAAGAACAGCUCAGCUCCUUUGGGAGAUACAGCAUCCUUCAACCUAUCCCUGACCGAACAGCAUGCUGGGAAUUACAUCUGCGAGGCUGAUAAUGGCAUAGCUGCACAAUUCAGUAAGACGCUAACACUCUCAGUCAGAGUUCCAGUGUCCCGUCCUCACCUUACCAUCAGUGUGCUCAAGCCUCAUGCCACUGGAGGGGACAUGGUGGAGUUUCGAUGUGAAGCUGAAACAGGCACAACUCCCAUCCUCUAUCGGUUUUUUCGCCAGGGUACAAUCCUGGGGAGUGGUUGGGCCCAUUUAGGAGAAGCUGCAUUUCUCAACCUCUCUCUGCCAUCCGGGGAUUCUGGGAUCUACUCUUGUGAGGCUGACAAUGGCUUCAUUCCCCAGCUCAGUGAAGGGGUGAACCUCUCUGUCUCAGUCCUUACAGGGAAGCAAAGGGGACGGCUUGCUGGAGAAGUCAGCUUGGGCUUGCUCGGGUUUCUGGGUCUCAUUAGUGUUGGUCUUCUGUUGUAUUUCAAGACCCAGAGGAGAUCAGGAGAAAGCUUUGCUUUUGGACUCUCCAGGUCCCCUGCCAUCCCAGAAUCCCAAGAACCUACCCAAGUGGAGCUAGAGCCAACAUAUGUCAAUGACCCAGGCCAGCAGUCUGAAACACACAGCCAAGUCUUUGCUGACCCAGGACUUCCAGUGAUAUAUUCUGAGUUCCGAUGGUUACAGCAAAAAGAAGAAGAUGCAGAUGGCUUCACAUCAAUGCUACCACCCACCCAAGAUUUCUCUGUCGUGUACACCGAAGUGAAGGCAGAACAACCUCUGGAGGAGACAGUCGGGGUGACUGAGGCUACAGAUGGGACACAGGAAGAUGACACAGGCAACUAUGAGAAUGUCCAACUUCAUUCCUGAGCCUGACUGUGUCUGCUCCCUAAGGAAGAAAAAGUUUCUCAUCUCUCUGUAAUGCCAUGGAAAUGGAAGGAAAGACAGUAGGGCAAGAAGAC